CUUUCUCUAUCUCUUUCUAUAUUGAUACACAAGCACACAUUUAUGUCUUCUAAAGAAAAUGCUUUGAUUUGGAGAGUUUAAAGUGGGAUUUUGAAGGAGAGGAGGAAGAGAGGUUGGAGAGCUUGGCAUGAGCUUCAAAUUGAGGCCAAUAUUGUUAGGGUUUUAAAGGAUUUCAAAAUUUGGGGCUUGCUAAGGGCUUGUUUGGCUAAUCAUCUUGAGGAUUGUUGAUAAUUGUUACUAAAUGGCCGAUCGAAGUGAAAAGAAAGAUAAUCAUCCGAAGAUUGCUAGAAGUUCAGCCACUGAUAUAAUGAGUAACCUUCCAAGCGAGGUAACGGAAAACAUACUAAUGUUGUUGCCGUUGCGAGAUGCUGUGAGGACAAGUAUUUUGUCAAGGAAAUGGAGGUAUAAGUGGGUCAACCUCCCACAGCUUGUCUUUGAUGAUACAUUGGUCAAAGAUUCAAUGGAAAACGACGAUCCGUUACUCCAUAGCAAACUUUUCAAGAUUAUAUUUCAAGUGUUAUUACUUCAUAAUGGACCAAUAGUGAAGUUCACCCUCUCUAUUUCUGCACUAAAAAUCUGUUCUGAGAUUCACCCGUUGAUGGUUUUCCUGUCAAAGAAUGGCAUUAGGGAACUUGCUAUAGAUAUUUGUGAUCUCAAUGGCUAUAGGUUUCCUUCGUCACUCUUUUCAUGUGAAGAACUAAGACAAUUGUAUCUCAGUAAUUGUUCAUUUGACCCUCCUCUUACAUUUAAAGGAUUUAGUAGGAUCACAAGUCUAGAGUUUAUCUUAGUGGACUUUGGUGAUGGUGUACUUGAAAAGUUGGUUUCUAGUUGCCCACUACUUGAACGGCUGAAACUGGAAGGGCCCAUGUAUUAUGACAACCUUGAAAUUGACGCUCCAAAUCUCAAGUUCUUAAGCUCAAAUGCCAGAUUCAAAUAUAUUCAUUUCCAAAAUGCCCCUCUUCUUGCAGUAGUUUUGAUUACUUCAGAUGAUGAUGAAGAAGACGGAAAGGCGUAUCAAAUGAUUGAUGUUUUUGGUUGCUUACCUGUAAUUGAGACUUUGCAAUUGGGACGUCGUUUUUUGAAGUUCUUGACUGUGGGUGGUGUACCUGAGAGGCUCCUGUUUACCUUAGACCACCUCAAAGUUCUUCAACUAGAUGAAGUAUAUUGUCGAGAAAUUGCAGAGGUCUCCUUUGUUCUGUGCUUGAUUAAAAGCGCCCCCAACUUGAAAAAACUUGAAAUUGAGAUGUUUACCAGCAAAGAUGAUGAUACAGGACCUGUUUUAGAAUUUUUAGAAAUGCAACUCUACUCAGAUGUCUCUUUCAAUCAACUUCGAGAAGUGAAGAUGCAAUUCUACUCUGGCACAAGGCCCGAAUUGGAGUUUAUAAAGCUUAUAUUAGCAAAAUCCCCGAUGCUAGAGACGAUGCUUAUUGAGUCCUCAAAGGAGGUUGCUGAUAAUGGAGAGUUGACACGAUUUCCACAUGUCGCACCUAAAGUAGAAAUUAUCCGCAAAGAUGCAGAUAAAAAUCGUGUCACAUAUCUGGCAAAAGGCCUGAAUUGGAGUUUGACAGAGGGUGGCGGCUGAAUUGGAGUUUAUAAAUCUUAUAUUAGCUAAAUCCCCAAUGCAUAUUGAGUCCAUCUCAAAGAAGGUUGCUGAUAAUGGAGUGGUAAUACUUAGAGAGUUGACAUGAUUUUGACGUGUCUCACCUAAGGCAGAAAUUAUCGAUGCAGAUGAAAAUCAUGCUUAGCGUAUGGGUUUAUAUCCAUUUUGAUCAUUUUAAGGCCUUUAAAAGGGAUUACAUAUAAUCAUAUUGAUGGGUUUUUCGUUUCUUUUUUUUUUUCCCCUUCAGGAGGCCUAAUGUGUCUGUUUUUUUCUUAAUUAGAGGUGUUAAUAGAUAAUUGAUUCUGUUAACUAGAGAAUACAAUGAGUUCUUUUUUUAAGUAAUCAAAUGACAUUGUUAGAAGUUGUACAAGUAAAAAGAUGGGAUUAUGUGUUUUUGUCCUUGUUGAAUGUGAUGUUAUUUUUGUUUGAGGGUAUUCUUUUUUUUUUGUGGUACUUAUGCCUCUCUUACAAAUUCACAGAACUUAUCUUUGAGAUUGUACAUAUUCAACAACUCACAUAAACAAAAUGGAGAUGGUUUGCACUGCCAAUCUUUAGGGAAGAGUAAGUCUUUAUCACAAGGACCUCUCACAAUGAGUUCAUUCAUAAGAAUGUAAUUUCAUUCAGAGCAUCUUCAUGAAAGCUCUCUUUUAACACUUGUAAGUCGAUAUUGUUUCAAGGUUUAGCUUUUACUCUUCACAUUAGAGCACCUUAGUGAUUCAUGGGUCUGAUUCACAUGAAUCACUAAGAAUGCAGGUGCUCAACCAAUAACUGAAUACAUUUGUCAUUUCUUAUAAAAGGUGCUUGUUUACAAUGUUUUACUUCAUUUCUUUGAACUCUAUGUUUUACAAAUAUCAGGCAGUCAUGUGUAGUGAUAUUGCAAUAGCUCAGUUCCGAUUUUUGGAGCGCGCGCUUCUGGUGCAUGGACACUGGUGUUACAGAAGGAUCUCAACAAAAAUGAUUUGCUACUUCUUCUGUAAGAAUGUCACAUUCGGUUUUACGGUCAUCUUAUAUGAGGCAAAUGUAUCAAUCUCCGGGAAGCCUGCAUACAAUGAUAGGCUUCUGCCCCUCUAUAACGUCUUCUUCUCAUCACUUGCUGUGAUUUCCCUCGGUGUUUUUUGACAAGGAUUUAUCAGCACGGUUUUGUCUCAAGGAGUAGAGGUUGUUCGUGCUGAGCAGGGAUCAGUCUACUUCAUUCUUUCGAUUCUAUUUAGGAGUUUUGUUUAUGUUUCAGUUUUCAGAUGUAAACAUUAUUUCAGUUACUUAUUCAGUCUAGUUUUUUAUAGGGGUCCACAUAGUAUGGAUUCCCGAAUUGUAUUAUUUUGGAGGAUUAAUUGUAUCAGAAGGAUUUAUUAAUUAAUGGAAAUUUAUACUGAGAAUUUUAUAAUGGA
Messenger RNA from Cornus florida, 2988 nucleotides. Its product is annotated as F-box/FBD/LRR-repeat protein At1g13570-like. NCBI's taxonomy places the organism in Eukaryota, Viridiplantae, Streptophyta, Magnoliopsida, Cornales, Cornaceae. The record is from RefSeq and is a predicted model, not a curated record. The coding region runs from base 242 to 1582 and encodes 446 amino acids. The transcript is spliced from 6 exons. Gene Ontology annotation, molecular function: protein binding.